GAAGCAACCUUGCUGCCAGGGCUGCUGACAGCUUGUCACAUUUUUAGCCUUCUUUCCUUCCGACAUCUUGAACGACGUGAAACACGCGUUUUUCGGGUGUAGAAAAUAUUAAUUCGCGAUGAAGCUGAACAAGAACGUUUCCUCUUCGCGUCGCAAGAGCCGCAGGCGCCAUUUCCAGGCCCCGUCGCACAUCCGAAGGAAGUUGAUGUCGGCGCCCCUGUCGAAGGAGCUGAAGCAGAAGUACACCGUCCGCUCGAUGCCAAUCCGCAAGGACGACGAGGUUCAGGUUGUGCGCGGCCACUACAAGGGUAACCAGGUCGGCAAGGUCGUCCAGGUUUACCGUAAGAAGUUUGUCGUUUACAUCGAGCGGAUCCAGCGUGAGAAGGCCAACGGAACGAACGUGUACGUCGGUGUGCACCCGUCCAAGUGUCUGAUCGUCAAGCUGAAGAUGGACAAGGAUCGCAAGAAGAUCCUGGAUCGCCGUGCCGCUGGACGCCGGGCGGCGCUGUCCAAGGAGAAGGGCAAGUACACCGAGGAAUCGGCCGCGGCCUCCGCGAUGGAGACCAGCUCUUAAGCUCUCCCCCUACAAAAUACAGACUCCGCGAUCCGUUAUUUUUGUACAAUGCAACGGGAGUUACCCCUUCUCUGAUGGGCUGUUUUGUUGCAUUCUAAGGAAGUAAACAAAUCCAAUAAACUUAAGAAAGAGGAAAAACACCUGAAA
This is a messenger RNA of Culex quinquefasciatus (southern house mosquito), 721 nucleotides long. RefSeq names its product 60S ribosomal protein L26 (gene RpL26). Gene Ontology annotation, biological process: cytoplasmic translation; ribosomal large subunit biogenesis. The transcript is spliced from 2 exons. The record is from RefSeq and is a predicted model, not a curated record. Lineage: Eukaryota; Metazoa; Arthropoda; Insecta; Diptera; Culicidae. Bases 119 to 574 code for a protein of 151 amino acids. Gene Ontology annotation, cellular component: ribosome; cytosolic large ribosomal subunit. Gene Ontology annotation, molecular function: RNA binding; structural constituent of ribosome.